AUGGGCAUCUUCGGGAGCAAGGCCAGAGAGGCGGCGGCGUCCGAGGAGGCGCCCGCUGGCGGCCUCGAGGAGCUCUUCGGCACGGAGCUCCUGACCAAAGAGGGGCCCAAGAAGACCUCUGAGGUCCUCGGCGGGAAGCGGGCGGUGCUGGUCUACUUCUCCGCCCACUGGUGCCCGCCGUGCCGCGGCUUCACGCCGGUGCUGGCGCAGGCGUACGAGGCCCACUCGCAGGGCGACGUCGCGGUGGUGUUCGUCUCCGCCGACCAAACGCAGCCCCAGUUCGAGUCGUAUUUCGGGUCCAUGCCGUGGUGCGCGCUGCCGUUCAGCGCGGGCAAGAUCAAGAGCAAGCUGAACACCAUGUACGGAGAGUGA
Messenger RNA from Prorocentrum cordatum, 372 nucleotides. NCBI's taxonomy places the organism in Eukaryota, Dinophyceae, Prorocentrales, Prorocentraceae. The record is from the annotation of a GenBank genome assembly.